Molecule: messenger RNA, 2508 nt
Organism: Neltuma alba
Lineage: Eukaryota; Viridiplantae; Streptophyta; Magnoliopsida; Fabales; Fabaceae
Product: (E,E)-geranyllinalool synthase-like
Exons: 12
Coding region: 1-2508 (835 amino acids)
Biological process (GO): diterpenoid biosynthetic process
Molecular function (GO): terpene synthase activity; magnesium ion binding
Source: RefSeq, a predicted model, not a curated record
AUGGAUUCCUCUUUAUCCGGCGUGAUGAAUCGCAGAGCCCAAAAGAUUAAGGGGACGAUGUUCUCACCAAACUUUGAUCCUUACUCGUUUGUGAGCCCUUCUGCGUACGACACUGCAUGGUUAGCUAUGAUCCCUGAUUCUUUUUCUGAUGAAUCUGAUGAUCAAAGUUCGAAGCCCAAGUUCAGGAAUUGCUUGAACUGGCUGAUGAACAAUCAGAAAGAACAAGGGUUCUGGGGAGACUGUGAUGCAUUUGGCAACCCCACCAUUGAAGCCCUUCCUGCAACUCUUUCUUCCAUUGUUGCCCUCAAAAUGUGGAAUUCUGGACCGCUGCUUGUAGAUAAAGGCUUGUCAUUUAUUGAAGCAAAUGCUGAGAAACUACUGAAGGACGUGAAAAGCUAUUGUCCUCAUUGGUUUGCCAUUGUUCUACCUGCCAUGCUUGAGCUUGCAGAGACAAAUGGUUUACAUGACGUCCUCCCAGAAUCAGUGAACGAGACAAUAUCGUACAUCUUUAGCUGUCGGCAAAAGUUUAUUAACAAGGAGAGGCUUGUGGGACACCAUUUCCCUCCACUGUUGUUAUAUCUUGAAGCUUUGCCUCCGUCAUUUGCCAUAAGCACAGAAGAGAUAUCAAAAAACUUGAGUGUUGAUGGAUCAUUAUUCCAAUCACCUUCUGCUACAGCAAAAGCAUUUAUAGUUACAGGAAAGAAAGAGUGCCUCGUUUACUUGCAGUCUUUAGCUCAAAGAUGCCCCAAUGGAGUUCCACAAACAUUUCCCAUGGAUGAGGACCUCAUAAAGCUGUGCAUGGUGAAUCAGAUAGAGAAGUUAGGCUUGGCUCAGUAUUUUGUAGACGAGAUCAAAGAGACCUUGGCUCAAAUUAACAAGAAUUUCGUAGAUCCAGAAUCGUGGGUGAGAUCACACAAUAUGAUUGCAUCACAACUUCACAAAGACUCUCUGGCAUUUCAGCUUCUUCGGAUGCACGGAUAUAAAGUAUCGCCAUUAAGCUUUUGCUGGUUUUUACAUAACAAAGAGAUCCGAGGUCAUGUAGAGAAACAUCCUGAGUAUUUCACAUUUGCGAUGAUAAGUGUGUACAGAGCCACAGACGUUAUCUUCUGUGGAGAGGAUCAACUUGAGGAAGCAAGGUCCUUUGCUUGGAAACAGCUUGAGAAAAUGACUUCCGCUGAUAGAGACCACCGGCCACAGAUUGAGCACGAGUUGAAUCUUCCAUGGCUUGCUCGCCUGGAUCAUUUGGAACAUCGAAAGUUUAUAGAAGAGAAUGAAGCCAAUGCUCUGUGGAAAGGAAAGGCCUCAUAUAAUAGAAUGUCAUGCGUUUGCAGCGACGAACUGCUACAACUUGCUGCGCAAGACUUUGAGUUCAGGCAAUCGCUGUUCAAAAAUGAGUUGGAGGAGCUGAAAAGGUGGUCUGAAGACUUUGGCUUGAGAAGUAUGGGAUUUGGCAGAGAGAAAACCAUAUACUGUUACUUCGCUGUUGCUGCAGCCACCGCAUCGUCUCUACCCCAUGAUUCUUGGGUCAGAAUGUUAGUUGCAAAAAGUGCCAUCAUCGUCACUGUAGCUGAUGAUUUCUUUGACAUGGAAGCUUCUCUUCCUGAACUCGAAUACCUCGUAGAUGCAAUAGGAAGAUGGGAUAGUGGGGGCUUAAGCAGCCACAGCAAGGUAAUAUUCGAAGCUCUUGAUGAUCUUAUGAGUGAAGCUGCUCAAAGAUAUCGUCAACAAGAAGGAUCUGAUAUAACUAGUAAUCUCCGACAGAUAUGGUGCGAAACAUUUAGUUCGUGGCUGGAGGAAGCAAAGUGGAGCAGAAACGGACAGACACCCUCCAUUGAUGAUUAUAUUAAGACUGGCAUGAUCUCCAUUGCCGUACACACCAUUGUUCUUCCAGCAGCUUUGUGCUUUCUGAAGCCCAAUUUACCUAUUGACAAGCUCAGGCCACCCAAUUACGAAACCAUAACAAAAUUGCUUAUGGUUAUUUGUCGUUUUUUGAAUGAUUUACAAAGCUACCAGAAGGAAAAGAUGGAGGGGAAAGUGAACUCUGUUCUGAUAAACUUGAUCGAGAAUCCUGAAGUGGAUAUAGAAGAUUCAAUAGCUUUUGUGAGAGAGAUAAUAGGGAAAAAGAAGAAAGAGUUCAUGGAGUAUGUUCUAAUGGAUGAAAUGUGUGAUUGGCCUAAGCCUCUCAAGCAAUUUCAUCUGUCAUGCUUGAAAGCCUUUCAGAUGUUCUUCAACUCGAGCAAUAGUUAUGACUCAAACACAGACCUGCUGGAAGAUAUUGAUAAAGCAAUCUAUCUUCCUUUGAGCAGAAAUUCGUUGAAGAAGCACAUCAACGUUGAAACUGUUCAUUCGGGGCUAAACAAGAAAUAUGCAACAAUAAAGUUAAACUCCAACCUCAAAUGGCGUCGUAGAUCCAAGUGCUUAAGAGUUGUUGCUAACCAAGUUCCUCAGUAUACCUUCAGAAAUGGAAUAUUUGGGAUGGCACCAAAACUGGUGGGAGGCUUCAUAUAG